Oreochromis niloticus (Nile tilapia) is the source of this 945-nucleotide messenger RNA. Its product is annotated as protein NLRC3-like. The annotation marks the transcript as partial. The transcript has 2 exons. The record is from RefSeq and is a predicted model, not a curated record. Lineage: Eukaryota; Metazoa; Chordata; Actinopteri; Cichliformes; Cichlidae.
UUUGUGAAGAUCACAUUGAAUUUCCUGAGGACAAUUAAUCAGGAAGAACUGGCUGACCGUGUGCAGAGCACAGUUUGUCAUUGUAAACUUAAAACCACCCUGAAGAAGAAGUUCCAGUGUGCAUUUGAGAGGAUCGCUCAAGGAGGAAGCCCAACCCUUCUGAAUCAGAUCUACACAGAGCUCUACAUCACAGAGGGAGGGACUGCAGAGGUCAAUGAUGAACAUGAGGUCAGACAGAUUGAAACAGCAUCCAGGAAACCAGACAGACCAGAAACAACAAUCAGACAAGAAGACAUCUUUAAAGCCUCACCUGGAAGAGACGAACCAAUCAGAACAGUGCUGACAAAGGGAGUGGCUGGCAUUGGGAAAACAGUCUUAACACAGAAAUACAGCCUGGACUGGGCUGAAGACAAAGCCAACCAGGACAUCCAGUUCAUAUUUCCAUUCACUUUCAGAGAGCUGAAUGUGCUGAAAGAGGAAAAGUUCAGCUUGGUGGGACUUGUUCAUCACUUCUUUACUGAAACCAAAGAAGCAGGAAUCUGCAGCUUUGAAGACUUCCAGGUUGUGUUCAUCUUUGAUGGUCUGGAUGAGUGUCGACUUCCUCUGGACUUCCACAAAACUACAAUCCUAACUGACCCUAGAAAGUCCACCUCAGUGGAUGUGCUGCUGACAAACCUCAUCAGGGGGAAACUGCUUCCCUCUGCUCGCCUCUGGAUAACCACACGACCUGCAGCAGCCAAUCAGAUCCCUCCUGAGUGUGUUGGCAUGGUGACAGAGGUCAGAGGGUUCACAGACCCACAGAAGGAGAAGUACUUCAGGAAGAGAUUCAGAGAUGAGGAGCAGGCCAGCAGGAUCAUCUCCCACAUCAAGACAUCACGAAGCCUCCACAUCAUGUGCCACAUCCCAGUCUUCUGCUGGAUCACUGCUACAGUUCUGGAGGAUGUG